Messenger RNA from Cervus elaphus (red deer), 6328 nucleotides. It is a transcript of the gene HOXB6, whose product is annotated as homeobox B6. NCBI's taxonomy places the organism in Eukaryota, Metazoa, Chordata, Mammalia, Artiodactyla, Cervidae. The coding region runs from base 5028 to 5702 and encodes 224 amino acids. Gene Ontology annotation, cellular component: nucleus. The transcript is spliced from 2 exons. Gene Ontology annotation, molecular function: RNA polymerase II cis-regulatory region sequence-specific DNA binding; DNA-binding transcription factor activity, RNA polymerase II-specific. Gene Ontology annotation, biological process: regulation of transcription by RNA polymerase II; anterior/posterior pattern specification. The record is from RefSeq and is a predicted model, not a curated record.
UGGGGAGGGAGGCCGAGAUUCCUAAAGUAGCUGGUGGGGUUGAAGAAGGCGCCAGUCGCUAGGUGAAGACUUAAAAAUAGAGAGGUGUUCUGGGGAAGCUGCCAGCUGAGAGAUAAGGGACUUAGGGCUCGAGAAGCAGGAGAGACUGUGAUUUAGUUUGGUUUGCAGAAAUAGGUGAUUGCUUUCCUCUUUUUAAGGACCAGAUGCAGAGAUUUCAAUCUCAGGUCUCUGGUGGCCCAGGGAUUGCAGGGUCUGGAUGCGCAUAGGGGAAUAUUGGCCUUCUCAAUACUGAGCUGAGAAGAGAGAGACAGAGCCACUUGUGGCGCGGGAGGGGGCCCCUGGUGGCACAGGUAGAUGCCCUCGAAGCAGGCCCAGUAUGGGGGCCUGAAGGGACCCCUCGGCUGCGAAGCCAGAGAAGUUCUCGGCCAGCACCCGCGGCACUCGGAGCCUAUUCUCAAAGGAAAAAUUCCCCAAACCUACCCAGACUAAAGGUCUUUUUCUCCUGUAGUCUUGGCGGGGUAUAAAUCAUCCCUUAGACAGUUCUCUCUGACCCAAAUUAUGCGGUUUGCUGCCAUCUACCGUCCGUUUGGAGACAUGCGGCUUCGGCGCCGCAAGCCCAGCGACGCUGCCUGAACCCGGACCCACGCCCCGAGCCCCCAGCCGCUCAGGUUCGGCGGGAUUCUGGGGACUUUCGGCCCAGAUUAUCACCUUCCGCUGGAUCUUGGUUCCAGCUUGCCCACAUGUGGAUUGGAGAACGAGGAUCCCUCUCUAUUGUCAGGCCCAUCCCAGCUCCAAACCUGGCGGCUGACUGGGGGAAGCGGCUUUUUCCUAGGGCAUAUUUUAAAAGGACUAAUAUUGCAUUUGGCGGGCACGAGGCCCUGAAUCAAAGGGUUGGGGGAUCAGAGUCGAGAGCCCUCUCCCCGACGUCCCCGCCAAACUCAAGAGGGGAUCACCAGGGCCGCUAGGGAGAUCCAUCCGAGGCCAAGGCUGUUCAAGGUUUAUUUGGUUUUCUUUUCGGCCAAGGGAGGGGUCCUGCAGGGGAGGCGCCGGCCCGGGCAGUUCCACUCGGUUGUCAAAAGACAAACCGAGUCUGUGUUCUCCGGGUUGACUGGUGGGUCUUGCCAGUUCCUUGGCCGGUUGAGUGUAUGGUGAAAGAACUGAACCGAGCUUUCUGGAAAUUGUUGGUGUCUGCAAGUGAGUGUGUGUCCCCUUCCCCAUUCCCGAUCAUUUCAAGCGAAAUCGACACAAACAUGCUUUGGGAAAAAGCAGGGAGUGGGGAUCAAUCAUUAAGGAAGCAAAGCAUUGUAAUUUCCGUUCCUGCCCGACUCCUCACACCCGCUGAAGCCGACUGCUUUCCCAGGAGGGGGUGGCGAGGGCGAGGGUACGCGCCGCUGCCGCCGAGUUUGAAUAUUGGCCCGUCUCACGGGUUACUGAUUAGCUCGGGCUUUCAAGCCGCAGGAGGAAGCUCUGGCCGCUCCUUUCAAGGUGCUGUGGCCCCAGUUCCUGGGAGGGGGGCUCCAGGAAAUUGCCUCUGGUGCCAGGCAGGCCUAGGUGUUACGGGGUCUGGAGCUGGAGGAGCUGCCGAAGUCGAGGGGCCCAGCGGUACUAGGGGCAAACGCGCGGUCUCUGAGGCCUGAGCCUCUGGCGCCUUUCGAGUCUGCGUCGCAGGAGCAGCCCUUUCAGCUCUUGAGCAGAGAGUGACUUUCUGGCGGCUGGAAGGCCCGGCCCGGUGCAGGAGCCCCCAAAGGAGUGCUCCUUGAAAGUCUUGAGCCCCUCGGAGGUUUUUCUUGCGGACAAUCGGAAGGACAGAUGGAGAGGGGAAGGCGGCUGUAGAGAGGGUUGAAACCUCUAAGGGCUCUUAGGGUGCCCAUGGGCCUGGGGAGAGGGAGCUGAGAGCCACUGCUCCCCCCUCCAACAGAGAAGAUGCCAUUCAUUUGCAUAAUGGAAAUGUAUUUGUACCUUGCUUUGGAGGAGCCAAUUUUAAGGCAGUGUUCCCUGUAAACUGCUCUCAAAGAUUGGGAGAGGCCACACUGCUCCUCUGGGAAUCUAUAUGUUCCCCAAAUCCAGAGAACCAUAGAAUCCAGAGGAAGAAUUGGGUUGAGAUGUUUGAAUUCACCCCACCCCAAUCAGUUGAGAUUGGGGUGGGGGAAGUUGCCCACAACUCUUAAGAGCCGGGGGUGGGGGGAACUUUGCAGCUAAGAGGAAGUGGGAAGCCUGGACAAUGUCUCAAUACCCCUCCCCUCCAAACACCUACUGGCAAAUAUCCUCCCUGAGAUUACCCGUGCAGAAUUCUACUCUGGAGCUGAACACAACUUCAACAUUUACCGGGGAGCUGGAAUGUGUGUACGUCCACAGGACCACAGAUUCACAGCUCAGGGAAUUACAAUUAUAAAGUCCUGCCAAUGGGAUUUCUAUACAAUCCUUCUGUUGUGUACUCAAGACUUAGGACACAUUUACAUCCACCUCUCCGUACACACACCUCCUCCUUGAGCAAGGAGAGACACCCCAGACCAGCAGAUGGCUGUGCCCACUGUGUAUUUAUAUGUUCCCUCUUGGAGACAGACCGACGACGGUGGAUGCAACCACAGACAGAUUCAUAGAGAUCUGACUCCAGAAGUCAGGCAGCCUCUGGCCCAGCCCUGCCUGCCUGCUCUUUCUCCCAAACAAACGGAUCAGACGAAUAAACGCUCAUAAAUACCUCUGGGCUUAGAUAAGAGCGAUGAGGCGCUAUUUCCUUUCAUGCCCGACUCCAGGCGCCCAGGCCCUGCCUUUGCGGCUCCAUCUCACGACAGGCAACCUGCAGAGGUGAGGUUAAUUUGGGGCUAUGGCUCUAAGGAUAAGGCGAUUGUUUUCCUGCUUCUAUCAUAGGGGAAGUCUUCAUCUCUCACUGAAUCUUAUGUUAUCCAGGCUUCAUGGGAAAGCCCAUACCAAAGAGUCCUAGUUGGAGGACACUGUGACCAGAAAGGAGGGAGGGAGGGCUGAGGCCCAAGGCCCAGCCUCAAUAGCAAGGAUGAGGGAGGUAUACAAGGCACUCUCCCCACCUUGCUCCUCCAGCCCAAAUGUCCUCCAUUCCUUUCCAGGAGUGGGCCUAAUCACAGCUGGAUUUGAGCACUUAUGACUCUGCAUCAUCAGGAGGCUAGAGUUUAUUUUUUAAAUCUUGACAACCCCCUCCCCAAGAGGGGCUGGGAAGUGGUUGAUGGGACAACCAGGAAUAGCCACUUAACCAUGAAGGCACAGCCAAGAAGUUGUCCUAAGUUUAGGGAACCUUGUGAGCCACUUUGCAACAAUCAAGUUCCAUCCCUGGUCACUAACCUCAAUCCUUUACCACUUUUCCUAGUGUCUUGUGUCAUCUUCAGUAGGCAGAUUUGGCCCACAAAAAGGAGUCCAAAGAACAAGUCAGAGAAGGGUCAGCCUGGUCCCUUCAUGAUCAGGUUUUGUCCCACAUUCUGACCCAUUCCUGGCCCCAGGUCCAAAGCUUGUCAUCCUUUAUGCACAUUAGAAUGUUGAAAAUACACUGUGGUUCAGUCUUCCAGGCUGAUUCCAAUGCUCAUUUUCCUAAAAUAAGAGUCAGAGAUGUACACACACUCUCACACCAAAGCUUGUAGGCAGCAGGCUGGUGAUACAAAUAUGAGAGGUGGGAGGGAUUGUAGAGAUGCUGAGAGACAGAAGGGUAGUGAGCAUCUGGAGAGGGGAUACGGAAGGAUGGUGGUAAGCUGCCUGCUGCGGCCCCAGGAGGACCCAACCCUCCCCUUUAUAAAAUGAAACAAAAACCGUCUUGAGAAAGAAUUAAUUAAAAAAGAACUGCCAGCUUCUGGAGAGACCUGGAAAAGGAGCGAUGGCUCCUCUCUUCCCAGUGGUUUCUGAUUGUCUCCAAAAGCAGGAGGGUUUGAGGACCUGAAACUGCAGGAGGAACAAUUUUCUUCCCUGUGCUGAGACACCUUGAUACCUAAGAAUUUGUAGCCCAGGAUAUUCUAAUGUCUUUUGGGGUAGGAAGUUGGGUGGAGGGAGGGUUGCAGGCAGGACAGGGAUCAGACAAACUUCUCACCCCUCCUCUCCCUAUCCCCCUCUUCCCAGUGCCCCUUCCUGUGCCAAGAGCAAGCAGUACAUACUAGGACCAGGCAAGAUAUCUUGGGCAGCAGCAGCGGUAGCCUUCCAAGAAGCUCUGAGCCUAGCUGCACAGCAAAAGGGAGAAGCUUUUAGGCUCAGACCCUCCUCCCAAUUCCCAGUCUUCUGGGUCCUCUGGCCUGCCUCUCAGACUACAAGAGCUGUAGAGAAAUAGGAAUAAUAAGCCCAGGCUCGGGAGUAGAUCUGAGAAACAGGAAAAACGGUUUUCAAAACCUGGGAAGGAGAUGGUUUCUUCUUCUUUUGCUUCUCGAUUUCUGAAAGCGAUGCUAAUCAGCGGAGAACUCUUCUCUUCUCCUACCAACACAAAACCCGAGAAACCAGCCUUCUGCUUUAGUUCUCUUCUAGGGAGACUGAGAUUCGAGAUUCGGAGAUAUUUACCCACCUUCUCUUGAGGGAAUGGGGCUCAAGCAAGUCAGGGGUUAACUUUUCUGAAAACACAAUUAACUUUUUCCUAUUCUGCGUGGGGAGGGGAGGGAUAUAUUUAUUUAAUCACUGGAGGAUGGGGUGGUCUCAAUCCAAGUGCUCCCUCCUCCCUCAAAGGCACAGACGCCUCUUUCGCAGAUCCUACGUAGGUGGAACGGGACGCGUUGUGCUGUUGGGGAGAGAGAGAAAAAAAGCAGAAGGAGAAGAAGGAGGAAAAAAAGGUUGAUAGGCUUGUGCGCGGGUCCCUCGCGCGGGCUGCGCUCCUCCUGGGUGCUAUUUGACAAUUCCUGCCUCUGCCAUUGGUCAGUGUUGGAUCAGAUGGUUGUAUUUCCUUCUGGCCCUCACUGGCACCUCGCCAUCCCCCCUCAGCUAAAACCCAAUCUCAGAUAUACUACUAAUAGGCGCGGCGCUCGGACUAUAAAACACAACAAAUCAUAAACCCGGCGGAGCAGCAGCGGCCGCGCGCGCCUCCCCUCCCAAUGAGUUCCUAUUUCGUGAACUCCACCUUCCCCGUCACUCUGGCCAGCGGGCAGGAGUCCUUCCUGGGCCAGCUCCCGCUCUACUCGUCGGGCUAUGCGGACCCUCUGAGGCACUACCCCGCGCCCUACGGGCCCGGGCCCGGCCAGGACAAGGGCUUUGCUGCUUCCUCCUAUUACCCGCCGGCCGGCGGCGGCUACGGCCGGGCGGCGCCCUGCGACUACGGGCCGGCGCCGGCCUUCUACCGCGAGAAGGAGUCGGCCUGCGCGCUCUCGGGCGCCGACGAGCCGCCCCCGUUCCACCCGGAGCCGCGGAAGUCCGACUGCGCGCAGGACAAGAGCGUGUUCGGCGAGACCGAGGAGCAGAAGUGCUCCACCCCGGUCUACCCCUGGAUGCAGCGGAUGAAUUCAUGCAACAGUUCCUCCUUUGGGCCCAGCGGCCGGCGCGGCCGCCAGACCUACACGCGCUACCAGACGCUGGAGCUGGAAAAGGAGUUUCACUACAAUCGCUACCUGACGCGGCGGCGGCGCAUUGAGAUCGCGCACGCCCUGUGCCUGACGGAACGGCAGAUCAAGAUCUGGUUCCAGAACCGGCGCAUGAAGUGGAAAAAGGAGAGCAAACUGCUCAGCGCGUCUCAGCUCAGUGCCGAGGAGGAAGAAGAAAAACCGGCCGAAUGAAGGCGCUGGCAGGGGGCGGGGGGGACGCGAAGGGAGAGGCCUGCGGGGAACGGAGGGCAGCGGAGAGCUCCGGGGAAGGCUCUGCGGGCGGGGGAGCCUGGGGACCUGCUCUCCAGAGCGCGACAGGCGGGGCCCCGCGCUCUCCUGGACGCCCCCGCCCGCAGAGCGCUCGCUGGGCGCUGGGAGGCCGCGCUGCCUGAGCCCAGCCGGCACCCCAGCGCCGCCUCCACGCCCGCAGAACCGCCUCGGCCCGAACAGGCUCCCGCGGGAGAACUGAGGACCGGACUCACUUGAUGUUUCCUGGAAGCAGAGCAAAAUGCUCUUGUCCGUGUCGCGUCUCAUUUCGUCCAUGUCGCCCGUGCACGGUUCAAUGGUAGAUUCGCAGUCCCCUCAGCGGGGGCCUCGAAGACUCCCUGACCCCAGACCUCUCUCCCAGCCCCUCCCCAAAGCCACUGGAAGGAGCACAUACUACCUAGAAGUAAGAAGAGGAGCCUCAGAAGAAAACAAAGUUCUAUUUUAUUAAUUUUCUAUGUGUUGUGUUUGUAGUCGUGUCUUAGCUCUGGACGUGAAAUACUUCGGUAAUAAUAUUAAUAUUAAUAAUAAUAAUAAUAAAGACGUAAAACCUC